AUGGCGCCGCCCAGCGGGCCGCUGACCCUGACGCUGGCCGGGGGCAGCGCCAUUGUCAGCCGCGGCGUUGGCAGCGGGCCGCUGGCGGGCCGCGCCACCGGCUCUGUCAGCGUCAGCUUCGCCGAGGCCAUGGCGGUACCCCCAGAGUUCUCGCUGGUCGGACCGUCGGUGGUGUGCUCGGCGGCCGACUCACGCGCCACCUACCGGGCGCUGACGCUGGAGGGCCUCGGCCGGGCGCUCACCUACACGUGGAACGUGACGCUGGAGGCGGACACCACGCUGACGCAGCGCACCACGCUGGAAGUCUGGCAGGGCAUCAACGAGGUCAUGGAACGCGAUGCGACGUACGGGACGGGAGCCGUGUCCGUCUACACCAUCAACACGUCACCGCUCAUCGCCGACGACUUCAACUACCAGGUGUUUGCGAAGGCGCAGACGUGGGCAGGCGGCUCGCGCAGCCUGUUCCGCGCGUUCCGCGUGGUCAGCUCGGGCCUCUCGGUGGCCGUGGUCGGCCCUGACCGCAUCGCCGCCGGCGGCCUCUACACCUACCGAGCGACGGCCGUCCUCUGCGGCGGCGAGCAGCGCGGCUUCAAGUACGCCUGGCGCCUGCCUGGGAUGCCGGCCUCGGCUCUGGAGGGCCUGGACAGCGCCACCCUGCGGCUGGACACGGCUCAGCUGGUCUGGCAGUCCGAGUUCGUCCUCACCUGCGUGGUUACCUCGAUGGAUACCGGAGAUGUGGGCACGGGCUCGCUGCGUCUGCGGCCGGUAGGUGGCGGCGUGCGCGCCCGGCUGCCGGCCGAACGACGCUCAGUGUCCGCCGGCCAGCCGGUCUUCCUGGACGGCUCGCGUUCGGCUGACCUGGACAGGCGCCCCGGCUCGCUCGCCUUUACAUGGAGCUGCCAGCUGGCCGACGGCGGCGGCGGCUGCUUCGUCGGCAAACCCGGGGCGCUGCGCCGCCUGGAGCAGCACCUGGGCCAGGAGGCCGUCAGCCAGCCGACUCUGCGUGUGCCGGCAGACCUGCUCGGCGCCGACACGUGGUACCGCUUCACCCUGCGCGUGGAAAAGAACAGUGAUGUGGACGAGGCCUCGACAGAGGUGUUCGUCGGGCGGCAGCGGCGGCCCAGGCUGUGGAUCAACCGAAACCAAGACUUCUUUAGCCCAUAUGAGCCCAUCUACAUUCCGGCUCAGGUGUCGACUGACUGGCGGGUGACGGUGCGCUGGGAGACAGAGUACGAGCUGCCGGCGGCCGCCCUCGACUCCGCCUCGUUCCAGCCCACCGACGUGGCCGGUGGUACCAGGCGCCGGCCGUUCGACCUGGUGCUGCCGCCGCUGGAGCAGCCCGGAGACCGCUGUAUGUCUCUGUCUCUCUGUGUCUCUGUCUCUCUGUAUCUCUGUCUCUAG
Messenger RNA from Pollicipes pollicipes, 1401 nucleotides. RefSeq lists its product as uncharacterized. Lineage: Eukaryota; Metazoa; Arthropoda; Thecostraca; Pollicipedomorpha; Pollicipedidae. The record is from RefSeq and is a predicted model, not a curated record. Bases 1 to 1401 code for a protein of 466 amino acids. The transcript has 7 exons.